This is a messenger RNA of Pichia membranifaciens NRRL Y-2026, 825 nucleotides long. RefSeq lists its product as hypothetical. The record is from RefSeq and is a predicted model, not a curated record. Bases 1 to 825 code for a protein of 274 amino acids. The transcript has a single exon. NCBI's taxonomy places the organism in Eukaryota, Fungi, Ascomycota, Pichiomycetes, Pichiales, Pichiaceae.
AUGUCUAUCCAAUCCAACAGACUUGUCCUCUCUCUUUUCUUUUUCUUCCUUGCCCUGUCGUCUGCACUGCCUAUCGAAAGAAGAGCAGUGGAGUACGUGACCGCUGCUGCCGUCACGCAGACUCUGCCAACAACGGUCAACCCGACCGGCUACAGAACAGUCACCACAGAGGUCAACGGGGUCACCGGUACUUACCUCCAACAGGUCGUCACCUCCCAUGCGCCAAAGACGCUAACUUCGGACUCUGUUUCCUACUCCUCCGAGCAGCCAGAAACAUACACAAGCACGUCCGUCUCCGUCACGGAAUACGUUUCCUCCGAGUCUAGUUCGUCGACUAGCUCGUCUACCUCAAGCUCUUCCACCUCCUCCACCUCCUCCACCUCCUCCACCUCCUCCACCUCCUCCACCUCCUCCACCUCUUCGACUUCCUCGUCCUCGUCCUCAUCCUCGUCCUCAUCCUCAUCGACUUCUUCAUCCUCCUCGCUCUCCACUUCUUCGACCAUUACUUCCACUUUAUCUUCCUCAUCCGCCACUCCUAGCCCAAGCUCAACCACCUCUAUCUCUCAGACCACCUCCACAUCUUCCUCUUCCUCUUCAUCGUCAUCUUCAUCUUCAUCUUCAUCCUCUGUCACCUCUUCUUCCUCCAGCCCUUCCACCUCCAAGGCCUCCUACUUCCCUUACACCACGGCUACAGCAGGCGGCACCUGCUACGUGAUGUACGCGGAAGAUAAUCAGAGCGCCUCCUACACCGAUGACGCACCUUACACCACCAUCACAAUUACCAGCGUCGUCGCCACCGUUACGUUGAGCUCGACCGGUAAAUAG